Paraphaeosphaeria sporulosa is the source of this 1401-nucleotide messenger RNA. RefSeq names its product alpha/beta-hydrolase. The coding region runs from base 1 to 1221 and encodes 406 amino acids. The record is from RefSeq and is a predicted model, not a curated record. NCBI's taxonomy places the organism in Eukaryota, Fungi, Ascomycota, Dothideomycetes, Pleosporales, Didymosphaeriaceae. Gene Ontology annotation, biological process: epoxide metabolic process. Gene Ontology annotation, molecular function: epoxide hydrolase activity. The transcript has 4 exons.
AUGCCCACCGUCAUACCCUUCAAUAUCGCUAUUUCAGAUGAGAAGCUGCGCCGGCUGAAGCAGAAGCUCCUACUUACUGAAUUUCCUGAUGAAGUCACGAACACAGGCGACCUUUGGGCUCGUGGUGUGCCAUUGAGCGAGAUUGAACGCCUGGCGGCUUACUGGGCGGAAACCUUCGAUUGGAGAAGGGCCGAAGCCAAGUUGAACGAGCUUCCACAGUUCAUCACCACGAUUGACGUGGAAGACUUCGGACAAUACAAUGUUCACUAUGUCCACCAGCAGUGUGAUUCUAAGCAUGGUAUUCCGCUCCUAUUCCUCCAUGGUUGGCCCGGUGGGUUUUUCGAGGUCUCGAAACUACUACCUUACCUGAAAGGCGGCGAGAGUGAGGCUGCGUUCCAUGUCGUCGCACCCAGCUUGGUCGAUUUUGGAUUCUCAUCCGGAAGUAAGAAGGACGGAUUCGCCAUCGAUCAGCAUGCCGAAGUGUGUCACAAGCUCAUGAUAUCUCUCGGGUAUAACGAAUACGUAGUGCAAGGCGGCGAUCUCGGCGGCCUAACAGCCCGUUUCAUCUCUCUGAAAUAUGGCCGCAGACACUGUAAAGCAGUUCACACGAACAACGCUCUACCAGCGGAGCCAACUGAAGCCAAGCAUCCCGAACUCUAUGCCCAGCUUCAGUCCACGCCCCUCAGCACUCUCGAACUCAAUGGACUGACGCACACCGCAAACUUCUUCUCGAAGGCUUCGGGCUACUAUCAGCUUGCCUCUACUCGACCCCAGACCCUUGGAUAUGCAUUGACAGACAGCCCAGUCGCGCUGCUCGCGUGGAUAUACGAAAAGCUGCAUGACUGGGUCGACAAAUAUGAAUGGACAGAUGAUGAGAUUUGCACCUGGGUGAGCAUCUACUGGUUUUCUACACCCGGCCCAGCUGCUUCCAGCCGCGCGUUCUACGAGUUCGAACAUCGGCAACCAGAAGGAGCUUUCCCUGCCUCACAGGCCUACAUUGAUGUCCCGCUCGGCGUGGCACGUUUUGCGAACGAUACCGUUUUACUACCCCGUCUAUGGAACAAGACGCUCGGCCCUGUGAUAUAUGAGAGCGAGUACGAUGUAGGGGGUCAUUUCGCAACAUGGGAACGGCCAGACGCCAUCGCGAAAGACCUGAUAACUAUGUUUGGUAAAGGCGGUCCUGCAUUCGCUUGUGUGUCAGGGAAAAGCGGCUUCGACUAGUCAUAUCAUGAUCAAUGAUUUCAACAAGGUUGCAAUGCAAUGUAAACUCGUUAGGCUUAGUGAAUUAGCCAAACGGUGCCUUUGUGUGUUCAACCAUUCAUACAAGCCCUGAAGAUAUUACUGUGGUGUAUCAUCUUGUCUGAGGGCUGCCCGUGGGGUAAUCUGUUCCGCAAAUGCAUC